GGAGGAGUAUACGGAGUAGCAAGCAAUAUCCCCUGCGGCUUUCCACACCAGAUUGCGACUCAUUCGCUGCCCUAAAACAUCAAACACUCUCUUCUUCUCCCUGUCUCUCUGCGUUGUGCUUUGGUUAGCUGACAUGGGGAGCUCAUCGAAUGGCAUCCAGCCCGCCGCCAUCAGCCGCGGCGACGGCGCCGCCGCUGCGGUGGACAAGGACGUCGAUUUCGCCAACUAUUUCUGCACUUACGCCUUUCUCUACCAUCAGAAGGACAUGCUCACCGACCGCGUUCGCAUGGACUCUUAUUACAACGCCGUUUUCCAGAACAAGCAUCACUUUGCCGGAAAGGCUGUAUUGGAUGUAGGAACUGGGAGUGGUAUUCUAGCAAUAUGGUCAGCGCAAGCUGGUGCAAGAAAAGUGUAUGCAGUGGAAGCCACCAAAAUGGCAGAUCAUGCCCGUGAACUAGUUAAGGCGAAUAACCUUGAGGGAGUUGUUGAAGUUAUUGAGGCUUCUAUUGAAGAUGUUAAUCUGCCAGAGAAAGUUGAUGUGAUUAUUUCGGAAUGGAUGGGAUACUUUCUUCUUCGAGAGUCAAUGUUUGAUUCUGUAAUUUGUGCCCGUGACCGCUGGCUGAAGCCAAACGGAGUUAUGUACCCAAGCCAUGCUAGGAUGUGGGUAGCACCUAUCCGGUCUGCAGUAGGGGAGCAAAAGAAGAUUGAUUAUGAUGUAGCCAUGGAUGAUUGGCAUCAAUUUGUGAAUGAUACUAAAACUCAUUAUGGUGUUGAUAUGAAUGUUUUAACAAAACCUUAUCUGGAAGAACAGAAAAAAUACUAUUUACAGACGUCACUUUGGAGCAACCUUCAUCCAAAUCAAGUGAUAGGAUAUCCUGCUAUCAUAAAGGAAAUUGAUUGCUUGACUUCAACUGUUAAUGACUUACUCAAUGUCCGUGCAAGUGUUUCAUCAUUGAUUACUGCUGAACUCGCAAGGGUUUGUGGGUUUGGUGGAUGGUUCGAUGUCCACUUCAAAGGACGUGAAGACAAUCCAGUUAAACUGGAGGUUGAGUUGACAACAGCUCCUAGUGUAGAGUUUGGUACACAUUGGGGCCAGCAGGUGUUUCUAUUGCAUCCUCCCAAGCGUGUUGGCAAAGGCGAUGAUGUUAGAAUCAACUUUGACAUGAUCCGCUCUAAACAAAACCACCGAUUGCUGGAAGUCGAGUUUGAUUGUGAGAUUAGACACUCUUCUGGGGAUCCAAACCCCUCGUUUAGAAAAAAGUUUUUCAUAGAAUGAGAAGAACAAAGCUACUAGCAUUCAAGUCCCAACAGGUGGAAGAGCUCACAACUUUCUGGUCAUCAAUGGGUUACUGCAUCUUUUGCUUAAGUUUAUGCAGUGAUUUUUCUGCUUAUGACAGAAUGGAAAUGAGUUCUCUUCAUACCUUGAAGGUGUUGUAUUCUUAAGUAGAGUGAGAGCGAGAAGAAUAUUGUGUAAUGUGGGAUAAAAAAUUUAUUUUAUUGUCUUCUGUUAAAUUUUGGGUUACUUCGAUUUUUUGUUUCUUUAA
Molecule: messenger RNA, 1544 nt
Organism: Ipomoea nil (Japanese morning glory)
Lineage: Eukaryota; Viridiplantae; Streptophyta; Magnoliopsida; Solanales; Convolvulaceae
Product: protein arginine N-methyltransferase PRMT10
Exons: 8
Coding region: 134-1276 (380 amino acids)
Biological process (GO): peptidyl-arginine methylation
Cellular component (GO): nucleus
Molecular function (GO): protein-arginine N-methyltransferase activity
Source: RefSeq, a predicted model, not a curated record